GGCAGAGUCCCGUUGAGCCAGAGCGCGAAGGAGGCAGCCGGCGGGACGGCGCGCCUGGCGGCUGGGCGGGCGCACUGAAGGGAGGCCGGGGCGCCCUCGGCCCGGCCGCGGACCCUGCCCCGAGGUAUCGGCCUCGGCGGCGCAGCCCGCUUCUACUCAAGUCCGCGGACCUGCUUGCGGGGGAAGAAGCUCGGAGGCCGAGAGCCGGCGCGCCGCGGAGCCCGUCCGCCCGGGGUGCGCCGCGGGAGAGCUAGGUCCCCGCAGCUGCGCGGCUGUCCGGCGUCGGCGGUGUCGGGAGCGCGCCCGGCCCGGAGCCGGAGAGGCGCGCACCAUGAGCGGCGGCGAAGUGGUCUGCUCCGGAUGGCUCCGCAAGUCACCCCCGGAGAAAAAGUUGAAGCGUUAUGCGUGGAAGAGGAGAUGGUUUGUGUUACGCAGUGGCCGUUUAACUGGAGAUCCAGAUGUCUUGGAAUAUUACAAAAAUGAUCAUGCCAAGAAGCCUAUCCGUAUUAUUGAUUUAAAUUUAUGUCAGCAAGUUGAUGCUGGAUUGACAUUUAACAAAAAAGAGUUUGAAAACAGCUACAUUUUUGAUAUCAACACCAUUGACCGGAUUUUCUACUUGGUAGCAGACAGUGAAGAGGAGAUGAAUAAGUGGGUUCGUUGUAUUUGUGACAUCUGUGGGUUUAAUCCUACAGAAGAAGAUCCUGUGAAGCCACCUGGCAGCUCCUUACAAGCACCGGCUGAUUUACCGCUGGCGAUAAAUACAGCACCACCAUCCACCCAAGUGGAUGCCUCCUCUGCCGCUCCACCUCCUCCAUAUCAGCUAAUUAGCCUUCCACCACACCUGGAAACCCUUGGCAUCCAGGAGGAUCCUCAAGACUACCUCUUGCUAAUCAACUGUCAAAGCAAGAAGCCUGAACCCACCAGAACGCAUGCUGAUUCUGCAAAAUCCACCCCUUCGGAGACAGACUGCAAUGAUAACGUCCCUUCUCAUAAAAAUCCUGCUUCCUCCCAGAGCAAACAUGGAGUGAAUGGCUUUUUCCAGCAGCAGAUGAUGUAUGACUCUCCACCGUCUCGGGCUGCAUCCUUUUCCGUAGACUCCAGCCUUUAUAACCUGCCCAGAAGUCACUCCCAUGACGUCUUACCAAAGGUGUCUCCUUCAAGUACUGAAGCCGACGAAGAGCUCUAUGUUUUUAAUACCCCAUCCGGGACCUCGAGUGUAGAGCCUCAAAUGAGGCAUGUAUCUAUUAGUUAUGACAUUCCUCCAACACCUGGUAAUACUUAUCAGAUUCCACGAACAUUUCCAGAAGGAACCUUGGGGCAGACGUCAAAGCUAGACACUAUUCCAGAUAUUCCUCCACCUCGGCCACCGAAACCGCAUCCGGCUCAUGACCGAUCUCCUGUGGACACGUGUAGCAUCACACGCACAGCCUCUGACACUGACAGUAGUUACUGUAUCCCGACAGCAGGGGUGCCACCGUCCCGUAGUAAUACCAUUUCCACUGUGGAUUUGAACAAAUUGCGAAAAGAUGCUAGUUCUCAAGACUGCUAUGAUAUUCCACGAACAUUUCCAGCUGAUAGAUCUAGUUCACUCGAAGGCUUCCACAACCACUUUAAAAUCAAAAAUGUAUUGACAGUGGGGAGUGUAUCAAGCGAAGAACUGGAUGAAAAUUAUGUCCCCAUGAAUCCCAAUUCUCCACGGCAACAUUCCAGCAGUUUCACGGAACCCAUUCAGGAAGCAAAUUAUGUGCCAAUGACUCCGGGGACAUUUGAUUUUUCUUCAUUUGGAAUGCAAGUGCCUCCUCCCGCUCAUAUGGGCUUCAGGUCCAGCCCGAAGACCCCUCCUAGAAGGCCAGUUCCUGUUGCAGACUGUGAACCACCCCCCGUGGAUCGGAACCUCAAGCCAGACAGAAAAGUCAAGCCAGCACCUUUAGAAAUAAAACCUUUGCCAGAAUGGGAAGAAUUACAAGCCCCAGUAAGAUCUCCCAUCACUAGGAGUUUUGCUCGAGACUCCUCCAGGUUUCCCAUGUCUCCCCGGCCGGAUUCAGUGCACAGCACGACUUCAAGCAGCGACUCACAUGACAGUGAAGAGAAUUAUGUUCCCAUGAACCCAAACCUGUCCAGUGAAGACUCAAAUCUUUUUGGCAGUAAUAGUCUUGAUGGAGGAAACAGCCCAAUGAUCAAGCCCAAAGGAGACAAACAAGUGGAAUACCUAGAUCUAGAUUUAGAUUCUGGGAAGUCCACGCCACCACGUAAGCAAAAGAGCAGUGGCUCAGGCAGCAGUGUAGCUGACGAGAGAGUGGACUAUGUCGUGGUUGACCAACAGAAGACCCUGGCUCUGAAGAGCACCCGUGAAGCCUGGACCGAUGGGAGACAGUCCACAGAGUCUGAAACGCCAGCCAAGAAUGUGAAGUGAAAAUGCCGCUUUAAUGUCUCUGAACAAAAGAGGGCUGAGCUGUAAGGAGAAAUCCUGUUUGACUGAAGAUAACUUGACCCUUGUACUCUAGGUAGAUCCUCAACUGAACAGAGUCGAAGUCAGAGGACCUUUCAGACUUAAUCAAGCCGUUGAGCGUGUAAAUGGUGCUUUGUGGUAUCUGAACAAUUCAUCACAUGUAAAUAAUGUGGGAAAAUACUGUUGUUUGGUUCCCAGAGAAACAUUUGUUUCGUAGUUAACACACUUGUAGUAUUACUGUAUUUAUGCACUUUUUCAUUUAAAGCAUUGGUUGGGUAUUCCCGAAUGGGCCUGAACAUGAUUCUUUUGGGAGUUCUUGUUUUCCUCACACUACUCUUAAGAACGAUGCUACGUGAACUAAGCUACUUUCCACUGGGAAAUUGCUCUUCAGCUGCAGGGUAACAACAUGACGUGAGAAGUAGAUUCACCAUAUACCUUUCUACCUGAAACUUAACGGGGUAACCGUUAGCUUAAACCGCAAAGUAGAGUUGGACUCAUCAUUCAUUGCCUUCCAAAGUGCUAAGCAUCAUGUACCUACUGGUGUCAGGACUUUGUUCUCUGGUUCAUGGACAUUUGGUUUUCAGUGGUGGAACUUUCUUAUAUUUUGUUAAUUACAGUGUUUUGGGCUCAUUAAGUGAAGAUUCUGCCAGGUGGGAUCUUACACCUUGUAAAGAGUGAAUAAUCACACUAUCAAGUAAGCGUACAACUCACUGAUGGCAUGUGGUGACGAUGUGCUCUCACACUUUCAACAUGUAUUAUUAAACUUUACGUUAUUUGCAAAGUGUAGAUUAUGUAACUAAUCAGGUACGUACCAGGCACUGAUGUGCUAAUACAAUGAUCAGGUUUAGACAGUGAGCUUUAGUUGUAUUCGUGUUAGUCCUCUAAUGCUGGUUUCCAGUUUGGAAUUAAUGGCACAAUUGACAUUCACUGUUAGUUAUAGCAACAUACUGUGAUUUUUAAUUAGACAGUCAUUCAGAUUUAUUACUCUAAGAAUGAAAUUCUGUCUUUUGACAACAUAGUGCCCUUUCUAUGAUUUUUUUUUUAAACUUUACUUAAUAUUCUUCUUGGCCUUAUCCUAUUUAAAUCCCUAUGCAAUUAAUAUUUUAUAUCUGCAUUUUUUAAAAAAAUAGAUGUUAUAUAAGUGAUUCUCAUAUGUAGCACCUAUUGCUUUUCCAGUAAAAGAAUUAAGGCUUGUGUACUGUGAUUUAUAUUCACUGCCCCGAUUCAAGAAAUAUUGGAGCCUUGCUAUAAUGUGAAAUCUUAAAGUCAUGGACCUCUUCCAACCAGAUUUCUGAAACCACCAGAGGUAUCGUAUAGUUCUGUCUCACCUAUAUAACAUGGUCCUAUAGCAAGACCACACAUUAUCUAUAGUAAGGCUACGAUUUAUCUGUCUUGGCUUUGCAAUGUAAUUUAGAAAGCAGGUAUAGUUAUUGGUUUGAUUGGUUUUUAACUAAGUUACAUACAAUCUCUUAUGUACUGAUUUGAGACUUACUAACAGUGUUUGGAGGGGGCAUAGAGAUUGAAGAGCCCACAGCUGAGGCAUGUUUCCCUCCAUGCAGACCUUUAAUGUUACCUGAGUACACAGAUGUGCCCUGAUUUCUGGCCCCUUGGUCGCCGUACUGUGCCUAAUCAAUGUAAUGGGUUUAUGUCCCCUCCAUGAGCUAAAAACGUUCAUAACAAGAUGAAUUGUAGACAAGUAACAUUUGAUGCUUUUAAAUGUUUGCUUCUUUUUAAACAAAAACUAAAACCCAGAACUGAAUUUUGAGGUGGAUUUUUAAAUAAAAAAACAUUGUUUGA
Lipotes vexillifer (Yangtze River dolphin) is the source of this 4246-nucleotide messenger RNA. RefSeq names its product GRB2 associated binding protein 1 (gene GAB1). The record is from RefSeq and is a predicted model, not a curated record. Gene Ontology annotation, biological process: signal transduction. The transcript has 10 exons. The coding region runs from base 332 to 2413 and encodes 693 amino acids. Gene Ontology annotation, molecular function: signaling adaptor activity. Lineage: Eukaryota; Metazoa; Chordata; Mammalia; Artiodactyla; Lipotidae. Gene Ontology annotation, cellular component: cytoplasm.